This is a messenger RNA of Microtus ochrogaster (prairie vole), 3276 nucleotides long. It is a transcript of the gene Bcl6b, whose product is annotated as BCL6B transcription repressor. Gene Ontology annotation, biological process: regulation of transcription by RNA polymerase II. The record is from RefSeq and is a predicted model, not a curated record. Gene Ontology annotation, molecular function: DNA-binding transcription factor activity, RNA polymerase II-specific; protein binding; RNA polymerase II cis-regulatory region sequence-specific DNA binding. Lineage: Eukaryota; Metazoa; Chordata; Mammalia; Rodentia; Cricetidae.
CCCUGCAGGACAGGGGCCUGGGUCGCUAUGGGUUCCACAGCGGCCCCAAAGGGAGCGCUGGGCUACGUCCGAGAGUUCACGCGCCACUCCUCCGACGUGCUUGGCAAUCUGAAUGAGCUGCGCCUGCGCGGGAUCCUCACUGACGUCACGCUGCUGGUUGGCGGGCAACCCCUAAGAGCGCACAAGGCAGUUCUUAUUGCCUGCAGUGGCUUCUUCUAUUCAAUUUUCCGAGGCCGAGCAGGAGUCGGAGUGGAUGUGCUCUCUCUGCCUGGCGGGCCAGAAGCCAGAGGCUUUGCCCCUCUUCUGGACUUCAUGUACACUUCCAGGCUUCGCCUCUCUCCAGCCACUGCUCCAGCCGUCCUGGCGGCUGCUACCUAUUUGCAGAUGGAACAUGUAGUCCAGGCAUGCCACCGCUUCAUCCAAACCAGCUACGAACCUCUAGGCAUCUCCCUGCGACCCUUGGAAGCAGAACCCCAAAGCCCCCCGACAGCCCCUCCACCAGGCAGCCCCAGGCGCUCCGAAGGACACCCAGACCCUCCUACUGAGUCUCGAAGCUGCAGUCAAGGCUCCCCAAGCCCAGCUAGCCCAGACCCCAAGGCCUGUAACUGGAAAAAGUACAAAUUUAUUGUGCUAAAUUCUCAGACUUCACAAGCAGGGAGCGUGGCUGGGGAGAGUUCUAGUCAACCCUGCCCCCAAGCCAGGCUCCCUAGCGGAGAUGAAGCCUCCAGCAACAGCAGCAGCGAAGAAGGCCCCACGCCUGGUCUCCAAAGCAGACUAUGUCUAGCUGCUACCACUGCACAGUUCAAAUAUGGAGCUCCAGCAAAUACCUCCUACCUCUUCACACCCCGGGCUCAAGAAACUUCUGGAUCAACUUCUAAGCAGGCUCACCCACCACCAGGAGGUGAGUUUUUCAGCUGCCAGAACUGUGAAGCUGUGGCUGGGGGCUCAUCGGGGCUUGACCCCUUAGCUCCGGGGGACGAGGACAAACCCUAUAAAUGCCAGCUGUGUCGAUCUGCCUUCCGCUAUAAGGGCAACCUGGCUAGUCACCGCACAGUGCACACAGGGGAAAAGCCCUACCGCUGCUCCAUCUGCGGAGCACGUUUUAACCGACCAGCCAACCUAAAAACGCACAGCCGCAUCCAUUCUGGAGAGAAACCUUACAAGUGCGAGACCUGCGGCUCGCGUUUCGUUCAGGUGGCACACCUCCGCGCGCACGUGCUGAUCCACACUGGAGAGAAGCCCUAUCCGUGUCCCACCUGCGGAACCCGCUUCCGCCACCUCCAGACCCUCAAAAGCCACGUUCGCAUCCACACGGGGGAGAAGCCAUACCAUUGCGACCCCUGCGGCCUGCAUUUUCGGCACAAGAGUCAACUACGGCUGCACCUGCGUCAGAAACACGGGGCUGCUACCAAUACUAAAGUGCGCUACCACAUCCUCGGGGGACCAUAACUGAACCCCCACCAAGACCACACUGACUGCCAAAGGGGGCUACCAAAGCUGCAGGCCCAGGCUUGGCUUCCCUGGCAGUCUUGAUAUGAGUGUGCCAGGCCACUCUGGUAUCAGGAACUCGUCACCUAAUUUUGUACUGAGGAGAGCAGGGGUGGCAGAUCCUGGCUAGAUCUGCCUCUGUUUUGCUGGUCAAAACCUCUUCCUCACAAUCCAGGUUGGAUAGCUAGGGGCUGGGGAAAAGGAGAGACGCAAGGGGCUUGCUCUCUUCCAGGGAACCUUCCCCUGCUCCCCCCCCCCCCGCCCCAUUCCAAAUGGUUUAUCUGUAAAUAUAAUUUAUUUAAGGCCCGUGGGUGGCCCCAGGGCCUUCAUUCUGCUUGCUUUUCCGACUUCCGUCUUCCGAGACACAGAAGGUGAGGGCCCGGCUCUGCUGGCAGGGCUUCCUAGCACUUGGCUCUCUCCUUUGACAUGAGUGUCUCGUUGUUUUCCUUGUAACCGUUCUCUCUGGAAUAGUCCCUUUUCUGUUUGUUUGCUUGUUGGUUUGUCCCUUCAGUUCUAGGAUGCGACCUUUUGCUUUCCUAGGGCAGACCCUGAGAACAUGUAAGAUUGGGUAAGGAAUCCUCUCUGGUAUUCUGGAUGGUGCAAGUCCGGUAGCAGACCAGACAUGGAAAGAGAACGUUCAGCUCUUCGAGGGUGAUGGGAACCUUUUUAGAUGAACACAAAAUGUGGAUAAUAAAUUCCUCCUGAAGGCUGGGAAAAUGGGGCCUAGAUCCCUCAUCAUUCUAAAUGGAGGUGGGUAGUCUCUCUGGCUAGAAAGCACAGCAGCUAAACUGAACCAUUGCUCUUUCCACCCAGGUUUGAAUGCACUGUGCCCAUCUCUCUGAGUCUGCCUCAGGGUCUGAGCUGAGCCCAUGAUCCUCCCACUGAGGUUGAAUUAGUAUUUUCAUGGGGAGAGAGCUAAAGAUCUGUACCAGAGAUUAUAGAACCUGUUCUUAUCUGUCCAGUUCCUGAGAAUGUUACGACCUAGGGAGAAUUCAUGCCAUUCCUUACCUUGACUACCAGUCUGACCCAUCCUUUGCUGCAGGAGAAGCUGCAGCAAAUGUUCCUUGGGGUUCAAUAUGCCCUUCGUCUUUGAAUGUGUUUUUUUGUUUUAUUUUAUUUUGGUUUUGGACAGCUUCUGGAAAGUGACCAGAUUCUAAAAAUUUCCUGUUUCACGGGUGCUUGGUAAUUCUCUUACCUGAGAGUCUGGGUCUGUGACUCAGUCUUCCUCCACUAUGUUCCUGUCUGUGACAUUGGACUUUACACGGGAGACAAAGGGACUGAGUUCCAUGCUGGUCAUUGAGGACUAUCAUUGGAAUUACAUGUUUCAAGGCUUUUAAAGCCUGGUUGAUGGGUUGGCCAAAGACCCCUCCCAUGUGAACAGGUUGCCAGAUGGUGCAUGAGGUUAGCCGAGGGCUGCAGAUUCUGGUGUAGGCCAUGCAGAUAAAAAUGUUAGGGAUGGAGUUCCUUGGUUAGAUGGAGUGUCUGGAAUGUUAGAUGAUGUUCGGGAGCCUCGAUUUGUAGUCCUGCUUCUUGCUGCCCCAGGACCUUAUUUGAUGAUAGGAGUUGGGUAAGAAGACUUGAAUCUGUAAGGAAUUAAGCCGUCAGCUGGGGGCUGCUGAGAAAGCCAUUCCCUUCCCCUCCCCAUCACCUGAAUACAGAAUCGAAGGGAGGGGGGGAGCAGAGGAGAUAAUUGCGAAGGUAUUACGGUUUCUGUUCAGCAGACUGGAUGGGCAUAUGGGAAGUGCCAGCAUGAGAUGUUCGAUCCUGCAAGACCAGAUCCAUGGAAUA